AUGGUAGCUGUCACCAUGUUCAUGCGGCGGGCCACGGCCCAGUCCUGCAUGAAGCCCUCCGUCGGAAUCCGAGGCAGGUGGCUGGCGGCGAGAGGCUCACCACCAAUACUGGCGUUUAUCAGUCCGCCUCCGAGACGAUCCAUCACUACGGCCGCAGGCCGCAGAGCGGAAGCUCGCAUUACCUUGCUGGAAGCGGCAGGCUUUGACCGCCAGGUAGUGGUGAAGAUGGCGUCGUCACAUCCUCAAGUGCUGGGCUACGAUGUGGAGAGCCGCAUUGCCUUACUGGAGGCGGCAGGUUUUGACCGCAAGGCCGUGCUGAAGAUGGCGUCGUCGUUUCCUCCAGUGCUGGGCUUGGAUGUGGAGAGCCGCAUUGCCCUGCUAGAGGCGGCGGGCUUUGACCGCAAGGCCGUGCUGAAGAUGGCGUCGUCACAUCCUCCAGUGCUGGGCUACGAUGUGGAGAGCCGCAUUGCCCUGCUAGAGGCGGCGGGCUUCGACCGCAGGGCCGUGCUGAAGAUGGCGCCGUCACAUCCUCCAGUUGCUGGGCUACGACGUGGAGAGCCGCAUUGCCCUGCUAGAGGCGGCGGGUUUCGCCCGCAGGGCCGUGCUGAAGAUGGCGUCGUCACAUCCUCCAGUUCUGGGCGUGGAUGUGGAGAGCCGCAUUGUCCUGCUAGAGGUGGCGGGCUUCGACCGCAAGGCCGUGUUGAAGAUGGCGCCGUCAUUUCCUCCAGUUGCUGGGCUUGGAUGUGA
Prorocentrum cordatum is the source of this 747-nucleotide messenger RNA. Lineage: Eukaryota; Dinophyceae; Prorocentrales; Prorocentraceae. The record is from the annotation of a GenBank genome assembly.